GUUUUGGGGCUGCAUAUGGCACGGCAAAGUCAGGCGUGGGUUUAUCAGCGAUGGGUGUAUUGCGUCCUGAUUUAAUUAUGAAGUCCAUAGUACCAAUUGUUAUGGCGGGUAUUAUCGGUAUUUAUGGAUUAGUCGUGGCUGUAUUGAUUUCUGAUGGCCUUAAACAAAAAAUGUCACUAUACACUGGAUUUAUUCAACUCGGCGCAGGCUUAAGCGUCGGUCUCGCAGGGCUCGCCGCCGGAUUCGCAAUCGGAGUUGUAGGUGAUGCAGGUGUACGUGCUACUGCACAGCAACCACGAUUAUAUGUUGGAAUGAUUUUAAUUCUUAUUUUCGCUGAAGUAUUGGGUCUUUAUGGAUUAAUUGUUGGAUUGAUUCUUAAUACCAAAUCUAGUGGUUCUU
Racocetra persica is the source of this 399-nucleotide messenger RNA. Lineage: Eukaryota; Fungi; Glomeromycota; Glomeromycetes; Diversisporales; Gigasporaceae. The record is from the annotation of a GenBank genome assembly.